UGAAUGUUACAAAAACACAAACACAACCUUAGAGCCGUGAAGUUCACAUAUCUAUCAGGUCGACCUGGCAUAGACUCAAAUCUGCAAAUAUAGCAACAUAACAUAUUAACUUCGGAGCUACAUCAGGUGAAAGAGAUAGAACAGUAAUAGCAGGUCUUUGUAUAUCAGGGAAACUUUAUAGAACUGAAUAUUACACAGUGUGGAAGUUGGCAGUCCAUAUUAUAGUGUGGAUGUUACCAUUAAGGUAGUUAGCAGGUUAGGAAUCAAAAUGCCUACGAUUUAUUGCAGUAAUUUAUUCCCAGUGAUGCUACAAUUAAAUGACAGUCUGAGGGAGGCCAUUGAACGGAAGGAAUCUACAGAUAGCAUCCUCAAAUCAUUUGCCGAGGAAUAUAAAGGAGUCAAAUCAGAAAUUGGGCCUUACGAUCAGCUCAAUCACUUGAAGAUCCUACUCCUCAAUCAGGCAAUUCAGAACAAUUAUGAUACAUUUGUUGAGAAACUCCUUGAUACUGGUGGUAUUGAUUUGGAUUCAUUUCAUGGUCAUUCGUAUAAUACACCUCUAGCUAUUGCGUGUUAUCUCAAGAAGCCACAGGUUGUGAAGAUUCUACUCCAACAUGGCGCUGAUGUACAACAUACGGGGGCAGUGCUCAACUAUGAGAGUCCUAAACCUGCAUUUGACUUUGCAAUGCGACAUGAUGACUAUCAGUUCAUAGAGCCUUUGCUCGAGGUGUACCAUAAUAGCAAAGAUGAAUACAUGCGCUCUCCUACCAUUGUGGCUUGCCAAGAAGGAGCAUACAAAUGCCUGAAGAGACUCUUGCAGUUGAACCCCGACAGUGUUCAUGGUAAAGAUACCAACGGGAAGACACCAUUGAUGCAUGCGAUUCCAAGGGGCAUCAAGUUCAUAAAAUUGUUACUGGACAAUGGAUCAGAUUUGAAUCACGUUGAUAAGAAUAACCGUACGUGUCUUCAUUAUUUAUUCUCCACAGAGAAUUAUCAGUAUCCAUUCUGUCUGCCAAGUGAAACGGUGGAGACUUUGCAGUUUCUCUUGAAUAACGGUGCCAAGGUGAAUGUAUUGGACAAUCAGGGCCAGUCUGCCGUCUCCUCUCUCUGCUACCACAUUAAGGUAGGGGUUAGAUCUAUGAGGCCCAAUGCUGAUAUGCCGUAUUCUCUGAAGGAGGCGAACGCUAUUGUUGCUCAGUGUUUUCACAUUCUUGCCAAACAUGGACAAGACUUCAAUUUGGAUUCAAAUAGAACUCCCGUUGCUUUAGUUGUCAAUCAAAUACGAAGUGGUGUUGGAAACUUCAUCCGUAUGCUCAACUGGAGCGAUGAUGCCACCAAGAUAGAUGAUGCAAUGAAUGCUUUCGUAGAAACAUUAGAAUUCACAAAACGACUCCUGAAUGUUCUUUUCACAAAUGGCGCCACCGCUGAAUUCUCCAGUGAUCCCUCUAUGUCAUUAUUGACCCAGAUUGGUUUUACCUUACAGUUCAAUAGACGAUGUCCCCAAGACAACGGCGAAAUCCUCAAUGAACACUUGAUGGACAUAACACGUAUUUUUCUCCACAAUGGCGCCAAAACCUUCCAGCCAUUUUGUAGCGGGAAUCAAGACAGCCAUCAUUUUUGCUUUGGGUUGUUUAAUUGUAUCCUAAAUUCUCUCCAACAUGAUGACUAUUAUGCAAUGCUAAAUAUCCUUCUCAACCACGCUGCUACUGGGUAUUGCUCAUAUGACGUUGAAGAACUUCUUGCGGGAUUGACUUCUAACCCACGAUCACUAAAAGCAAUGAGCCGGUUAACUAUCUCGUCAAGACUUGCAGGGCACGAUAACAACGCAGUAGUUGACGCAUUGCCUCUUCCGAAAUCGCUUAAGAAUUUUAUAAAAUCAUUUGAAUGAAACAUUCACCCGAGACCCUAUGCUAUUUGCUUUGUCUCACUAUUGCUGUCGUUUAGACAGUUGAAGCUGUUGAUUUCACAAUGUCAUUAAAAUGUAGAUGUGACUAUGUUUUUGUACUAUGAGCACGUGUGUUAUAUAUUUGACGUGAUGCUUCAUCAUUACGUGAUGUCAUCUAGAAUCUAAUGAUUGGG
Molecule: messenger RNA, 2076 nt
Organism: Owenia fusiformis
Lineage: Eukaryota; Metazoa; Annelida; Polychaeta; Sabellida; Oweniidae
Source: the annotation of a GenBank genome assembly